This is a messenger RNA of Macrosteles quadrilineatus (aster leafhopper), 1187 nucleotides long. Its product is annotated as homocysteine S-methyltransferase-like. Gene Ontology annotation, molecular function: S-adenosylmethionine-homocysteine S-methyltransferase activity; zinc ion binding. The record is from RefSeq and is a predicted model, not a curated record. Bases 92 to 1102 code for a protein of 336 amino acids. Lineage: Eukaryota; Metazoa; Arthropoda; Insecta; Hemiptera; Cicadellidae. Gene Ontology annotation, biological process: S-methylmethionine cycle. The transcript has 6 exons.
AGUAAACAAGAUAUCUCCACUCAUACCAGCUGAGAAGUAGUGGAAGUCACACUCCAAGGACAACUCUGAUAGCGAACACAUCCCAGGAAGAAUGGAGUCCGUAAUGCUUCUAGACGGAGGGUUCUCCACUCAGCUGGCCAAGUACGUUGGUAACUGCGUAGAUGGAGACCCGCUGUGGAGCGCCAAGUUCUUGGAAACUAACAAACAGGCUUGUAUCCAGUCCCACCGAGAUUUCAUUAAAGCUGGAGCCGAUAUAUUGAUUACAAACACCUAUCAAGCCAGUAUUGAUGGGUUCAAGGAUUACUUGAACUUAGACAAAGAAGAAAGUAUAGAAUUGAUCAAGGAAUCAGUUUCAUUCGUUAAAAAAGCCAUCAACGCUGAACUUGGAGACGAAAUGUCUGGUAGGCCCCGUCGGAAGGUGUUGAUAGCGGGAUCAGUGGGGCCCUAUGGUGCAGGGCUUCACGAUGGGUCUGAGUAUCGUGGCGAGUAUGUCGAGACCACCAGUCGGGACACCAUAGUCUCGUGGCAUACUCCGAGGAUUGAGGCACUUCUAGAAGCUGGUGUGGACAUCCUCGCCAUCGAGACCAUUCCUGCCUUUGCCGAGGCUGAAAUACUCCUCAACCUCAUCAAAAAGUACCCUAAGGCAAAAGCUUGGUUGGCUUUUUCUUGUAAGGAUGAAGAACACAACAGUUACGGUGAGAAACUGAGUGAGGUUGCAGCAAAGUGCUGGUCCAUAAACCCCAACCAGCUGAUUGCAAUAGGGGUAAACUGCCUACACCCCAGCUAUGUAACUCCCCUGCUCAAGUCUAUACACAAACAAACCCCCAGAAUCCCCCUCAUCGCUUACCCCAAUAGUGGCGAAAGAUACAACGCACAACUAGGACAGUGGGAAGACAAAGACAAGUGUGUCCCUGUGGUGAACUAUCUGAGGUCUUGGUUAGAACUUGGUGUUAAGUUUAUCGGCGGCUGCUGCAGAACAGAUUCUGAUGACAUAAGACAGUUCCGACGCCACAUCGACUACUGGCUUCAGCAUGAGAAGAAACCUGACAGAUCUACCGCUACAGACGAGAGAAGGUCACUUUCUAAUGUCAACCAAUUGUAAUAUACUGUGUUCACCAACUGUGAUUUUUAUAAUGUUUUGUACAGAUUGUAUUUGUUUUGCAAAAUAAAGUAGUAUGUUAGUUAUU